CCGCCAACUCGAGGACCAGCAGACAAGGAAACGCAUACAGACCCCAACAAAAACGACCCGCAACGAGCAAUCCUAACCUCAAUUACCGUCUGAACUAUUAGCAUUACCUUCUAAUCAUAUCGCAUCGCCUCUAUCACCGGCAAUGUCUGCACCAAAUUCAAGCGACGAGCUCUACCCUAUCGCCGUGCUCAUUGACGAGUUGAAGCACGAUGAUGUUACAUUGCGACUUAAUGCUAUUCGGCGUUUGUCGACCAUCGCCCAAGCCCUCGGCGAACAACGAACAAGAGACGAACUAAUCCCUUUCAUUGAUGAAUCCGUCGACGACGAAGACGAAGUCCUCACCGUCCUCGCCGAAGAACUCGGGAACUUCACCCCCUACGUCGGCGGCCCCGAACACGCCCACAUCCUCCUCUCCCCCCUCGACAACCUCGCCGCAGUCGAAGAACCCCUCGUGCGCGAUCGCGCCGUCGAAUCCCUCAACAAAAUCGCCGAAGUUCUCUCACCCCAACAAAUCGAGGAAUACUACCUUCCGCUGAUCGCACGUUUGAGCAGUGGUGAAUGGUUUACGUCAAGAACGUCCGCGACGGGGUUGUAUGCCACUGUUUAUCCCCGCGCACCAGAGGGUACUCGUGAGGGAUUGCGCGCAGCUUACGGGAAGUUGUGCCGAGAUGAGACGCCCAUGGUCCGUCGUGCCUCGUCCACCAACCUCGCAAAACUCAUCACAGCCGCCGGCGAAUCCAUCACCAACGACCUCUUGAUCCAGGAAGUCGUUCCCUUGUAUAUGCACCUUGCCUCCGACGAACAAGAUUCCGUGCGUCUCUUGACUGUCGACCCCCUGAUCGCACUCAGCGAGAAACUCGGCCCGGAGGCUGCAGAGAGGGAGUUGGGAAGUGAGAUGAAGGCAAUGAUUGAGGAUAAGUCUUGGAGGGUGCGAUACAUGAUUGCCGAUAGGUUCGUUACGCUUGCGGCUUCGGUUUCUGCUUCUGUCGUCAAGUCUGUCCUUAUCGAGGCGUUUAUUCGUCUUCUUUCGGAUACGGAGGCUGAAGUUCGUACCGCCAUUGCUGGACAGAUUCCUGGAUUCGCAAAGUUGGUGGAUGACUCGGCUCUUUUUGUCGAGCGCAUCAUUCCUAAGAUCCAGGAGCUCGUGAACGAUGGUUCUCAGCACGUCCGCGCGGCGCUCGCUUCCCAGCUUGGUGGUCUCGCGCCUCUUUUCGGUACGGAGGCGACUGUUGAGCACCUCCUCCCCAUGUUGCAGCGGAUGUUGGAGGACGACUUCCCCGAUGUGAGAUUGAACAUCAUCGCAAAGCUCGACAUGGUCAACGGCGUCAUCGGCAUCGACAGACUCUCCCAAUCCCUCCUCCCCGCAAUCGUCAAACUCGCCGAAGACAAACAAUGGCGCGUCCGUCUUGCAAUCAUCGAGUACAUCCCCAUUCUCGCCCAGCAUUUCGGUGUACAGUUCUUCGAUGCGAAACUCGGUACGCUGUGCAUGUCCUGGCUCGGCGACCACGUGUUUUCGAUCCGUGAGGCUGCUACUGUUAACUUGAGAAGGUUGACAGAGGUUUUCGGAAUCGAGUGGGCGACUCGUACGAUUAUCCCGCAAGUCCUCGCAAUGGCUGCACACCCCAACUACCUCUACCGCAUGACCACCAUCUUCGCCAUCUCCACCCUCGCCCCCGCCGUCGACGUCUCCGUCGUCGACCAAUACAUUCUUCCCACCAUCACCCAGCUCGUCGAGGACCCGAUCCCCAAUAUCCGGUUCAAUGUCGCAAAGUCGUAUGAAGUCUUGAUUGGUGUGUUGAAGGCUACGGAAGAGGGACGGGGAGUUAUUGGGGAAAAGGUUAAGCCGAUGUUGGAGAAGUUGGAGGGGGAUAAGGAUGCUGAUGUUAGAUAUUUCGCGGGUAGGGCUGUUGCCGCUACUGCCUGAUGUGCCAUCCAACCUGAUAGGGUGGAGAUGAAGAUUUGGAGGAGGAAGGCUCUGAGUAUAUACAAGUGCAAUUCGCCGUUGCAAAGGAAAAUGAUGCGAGUUGGGUACGAAUUGUGAUUGUGAUUGUGAUUGAAGGGCAUAUGUUAUGACG
Saitoella complicata NRRL Y-17804 is the source of this 2075-nucleotide messenger RNA. RefSeq names its product protein phosphatase regulatory subunit Paa1. Lineage: Eukaryota; Fungi; Ascomycota; Saitoellomycetes; Saitoellales; Saitoellaceae. Gene Ontology annotation, molecular function: protein binding; protein phosphatase regulator activity. The record is from RefSeq and is a predicted model, not a curated record. Gene Ontology annotation, biological process: protein dephosphorylation. The transcript is spliced from 3 exons. Gene Ontology annotation, cellular component: cytoplasm; protein phosphatase type 2A complex. Bases 143 to 1924 code for a protein of 593 amino acids.